Messenger RNA from Hordeum vulgare subsp. vulgare (domesticated barley), 2068 nucleotides. RefSeq names its product calmodulin-binding protein 60 G-like. Lineage: Eukaryota; Viridiplantae; Streptophyta; Magnoliopsida; Poales; Poaceae. The transcript is spliced from 12 exons. The record is from RefSeq and is a predicted model, not a curated record. Gene Ontology annotation, biological process: regulation of salicylic acid biosynthetic process. The coding region runs from base 19 to 1782 and encodes 587 amino acids. Gene Ontology annotation, molecular function: calmodulin binding; DNA-binding transcription factor activity; sequence-specific DNA binding. Gene Ontology annotation, cellular component: nucleus.
GACAUCGCGAGACUUUUCAUGCUCUUCAGGGUGUUUGGUGGUGACUCCAUGUCCAUGGACAGGCUGCUAGUGCUCCUCGACCUCCCCAACAUAAUCCAGAGAUUGUUGGCGGAGCAGCUUGCUGCUCUUCAGAGUUUUUUCAUGGUAUCCAUACAAGAUAUGGUUCGAUCGACACUACAGACAGCGAUGCAGGGACGACAGGAAGCUCUGGUUCCUAAUGUCAUUAAUGACCCUCCUAGGCACAUGCGACAAGGUUUUCCUGAUACUGGAGGCAACACUCGAGUCAAGCUGCGGUUUGUCGAUGUUGACAGACCAGAAAAUCCACUUUUCACUGGUUGCCCAGUAAAAUGGCAGAAUGGAGAAAACCCAAAGGUGGCGAUAUUUGAAAAUAAUACGCAAAUCACGCAGGGCGAACUUUCCAAGUUGCAAAUUGAGAUCUUAGCAGUCAAUGCUGAUUUCUUUACUGAGCAAGGACAAGAAGACUUCACCAAAGAGCAAUUCAACAAGCAAAUAUAUUUGUGUAAGGGAAAAGAUUCAGUCUUAACAACUGUUAAUCUAGCAAACGGCGAGGCCUAUAUUGGCUCCUUCUUCUUUACUGAGAGCUCCCAGAGGAAAAGGUUAAGAUUGACAGCACGAGUGAAAAAACAGGAUCUUGAUGUCAGAGUUCAAGAAGCAAUUACUGAUCCUUUUGUUGUCCAAGUCAGCCGAAAUAAAGCAAAUAAAAAGAGUUAUCCUCCAUCUAAACAAGAGGCAGUACAUUGUUUGGAGAGAAUUGCUGCAGAUGGAAAACAUUGCCAGUACCUAGCUGGUAAAAGUAUUACUACGGUGAAGCACUUCAUGCGUCAUUAUCACAUAGAUAAAUCUAGUCUCCAAAAGCUUACUGACAUGAAGAACGAGAAUUGGAGUACCUUGAUUAAACAUGCCACCACGUCUGAUCCUGGGGUUGAGAUAUAUUCUUAUGGAGUUGCAGAGGAAAAUAUUGAACUUCUAUUCAAUGAUUUCUAUUAUCUUGUUGGUAUGAUGAUUGGUGGAGACUAUGUUCCUGUCAAUGAUCUUGAUCAGCUUCAGCAGCAUAAAGCGAACAACUGGAAAAAAUCUGCAUAUAAGAAAUUUGAAGAGCGGGAGAGCUCAGGGGGUCUUACCCCUGAUUACUUCAUGAACAAGAACAAUGGCCGCCCUGUCCCUGUCCGUGAAGUGCCUCUGAACAAUGAUGCAGGUCCUUCUGUACAAGCUAGAACUACGUGGCAAUAUCCUAAUGACAUGGCUGCACAACACGAAUUUGGUGAUCAACGUCCAUUGAGUGUGUUCUCACGGGCCGCAAUCCUGUCAAACAAUGAUGCUGGUCCUUCAAACCAAGAAACACUGCUGUUUCCACAGCACACGUAUGAACAGAUUCUGCAUCAAGGACUUGGUGAGCACGGUCCUUCUAUUCCACAGAAUGGAACUCCUUACUGUCUGCCCCAGGAAAAUAUCUUAAAUGAUCAGGGACAAUUUUCAGCACAGUCCACUAUUCCGCCCCGCAAUUUUUCACCGGUUCCACAGGAUGACAUGAUCACAGGUGCAAGUCUAGCUGCCCAGGGAGAGGGAACCUCUUCACUUGGCCAUGUUUUUGCUGACCUUUCCAGUGGGUUUCCUUCAGAUCAAUUCGGGGACUGCAACGGCCUGGAUCUGGAUAUAACUGAAUAUAUGAAGAACAAUGGCAUUGCACCAGCUAACAACGCAGACCUGUGGAACGCUAACGCCCCAUUUGAUGGUUAUGGACAUGAUGGUGGCAACCAGUGAUUGAUUAAACUUGAGACCACUGCAACAGGCUUAAUUUCCUCUACUAGACUCAUGAUGAUGGCAGUGUGUGAUUAAAUUAUUUGUGGUGAUUAAACAUUUCGUCUGUAAAUAUUGGUAGUGUUGCCAGUCCUAAUAGACAAUAUUGUUCAGCAACGUUAAAUUUGCUGUUGGUUGUAAUAGACAUUUGGCUUGUAUUCCUAAAAGCAAAUCUUUCAGAACAAGAACAUAUGUAACAUGUAUCGAAUACCUAGAGCGAAUAUUCAUAUUGAUUGACGAACUUCCGUCC